Marasmius oreades (fairy-ring Marasmius) is the source of this 2373-nucleotide messenger RNA. RefSeq lists its product as uncharacterized. Gene Ontology annotation, molecular function: DNA-binding transcription factor activity, RNA polymerase II-specific; ATP binding; protein kinase activity. Lineage: Eukaryota; Fungi; Basidiomycota; Agaricomycetes; Agaricales; Marasmiaceae. The coding region runs from base 161 to 1762 and encodes 533 amino acids. The record is from RefSeq and is a predicted model, not a curated record. The transcript has 10 exons. Gene Ontology annotation, biological process: regulation of DNA-templated transcription; protein phosphorylation.
GGAUUCAAUUUCUUCCAGCUUGUAUCCUCACUGAUUCCUCAGGCACACUCGCACACUCUUCAACACUCGAUUCUACAAUUUCACCACUCGUGAAUAUGAACACAGACCUCACCACGAGCGUGUUAUAAUUGGCACAAAUCCAUCUAAUGUUACCUGCCACAUGGCGGUGUGCGAAGCCAUCUGUUCUCAUCCAAUUUCCCACCCCAUCUUUACAUAUAGGACCGACAAUAGAGAGCUGGUAGGCAGGACUUUCAUGCAGGUUGUCUGCGAAAAAAACGUCUCGCUAGGACGAGAGAGCAGUAUACAGAAGCGAUCGGUUACAACAACCGGAGCAGGCUCGAGUAAGCGGGAUCUUGAAGGGGAAGGGUCAUUCCGGCCGCAGAACUCAAACCUGAUUCUUGGAAACCCGAAUCAGUUGUUAGUACAUCUCGCCGGGCAGGGUCAUGCAGCAGAAAAGGUUGCCAACUCGUUUUGCGCGGAAGAUGCACCAUCUGUAAUGGACAUGCUUCAAUUUCAUCUGGAUGAAGAAAGCAGCCACCGAGAUCCCUACCUGCGAAAAACUUGCAUCCGAUGCCUACUACAUCUCAAUAAGCGACAUGGUACACUUCCUACAUCAAUGCGGCUUUCCAAGGUUGCCAAAGACGGGUCGCAUCCGGUAUCCGGUGGGGGUUUUGCUGAUAUAUGGAAGGGACGCCUGGAAGACACGCAAACAGCAGUCUGUCUCAAGGUGUUACGAGUGUUCACUGCAACGUAUAAUGAGAAGAAGCUUCUGAAGCAAUUAAGUAACGAAGUUCUCCUCUGGCGGCAGCUUAAACACCCAAAUAUCCUUCAAUUUCUCGGAAUUACUGAAGAACUUUUCUGGCCUAGCUACUGCAUCGUUUCUCCAUCGAUGGCGAAUGGUGAUAUAGUGACGUACUCUUUGGUUCACGGGAGUACUUUGGAUGAGAAAAUCAAGAUGAUGUCUGAAAUAAGUGAGGGUAUACGAUACCUUCACGAACACCAUCCGCCUAUCGUACACAGCGAUAUCAAAGGCUUGAAUAUCCUCGUAUCUGAUGAUGGGGAAUGCUGCCUUGCCGACUUCGGACUCGUCACCCUCGAAAAUGAAUCUUCAGAGGGGCAGGUUCAUGUGAGCACGAGCCAAGCGGUUAUUCGUGGUUCUGUACCAUGGCUCGCACCGGAAUUGAUGAACCCAGAUUAUAUCGGUGUACCUAGUCGGACUACGAGGGAUAUCUAUGCACUUGGGUGCACGAUUUUUGAGCUUCUCACAGGCAACGCGCCGUUUGUAGAGAAGAAGAUGGAUAUUUUAGUUAUGAUAGAGGUUCUGAAGGGGUCGAGGCCGGGUCAACCAUCCGAUUGUCCAGAUUGGCUCUGGGCGGUUGUGGAGAGUUGUUGGAGGGAAGAACUUGAACUGCGCCCGACUGCUGCUGAGGUGGCCAGUCAGUUUGUUUGGAUGUCACGCCAACGCGAGCCAUCUCCGGUUCGUUUGCCUUGCCCGUCUGGGGAUGUUUCUGUGCCAACAGAAAUGUCCGGAGACUCCGAACCAUACGGCCCGACCGGAAGAUCUGGGACCGGAGACUAUGUCUACACCUGUUCCGUUCCAAACACAGAACACACAGAAACGAUACCGACAUCCACUCGGAUUUUUCGCGAGGACGCACUAGAAAUGCAGGUAAUUCAAACCGAGUGUAGUUUCGUUGUCAAACCCGCUUUUGACGACCAGCCUGGUUCGCCACAACUCAAGAAAGGAUGCUUGUGCGUGUAGUUACGUGUUCGGGGUUGCCGUUUUGCGUGUACUGACAGUAGUUUCAGAACGUGCCGCAUUCGUAGAAAGGUCUGCAGACUUCUUUUGCUGAUGAACAUUGAUUUACGCUUGGACUUGAAUCUACUGUAGAAACGUGACUAUCGACGACAAGGAGAAUCAAGUUCUUCGUGCCGGACAUGUGUGAGGCUCAGACUUCCUUGUUACUGGCCACUAACCAGACCGCAAUGGUUGUGGUCGCCGCUAAGGAUAACGCGACUCAAGGACUCGGUAAAAGAGACCCUUUCACGAAGACGAAACGGCCUCUUUCGAGGACUACCAUGGAGAUUGUUUAGUAAACGUUUACGUCACCAAGGUGGCUAUGCCACCGUCGGUACGAUUGGAGAGGUAGAAUCAUUCGAUUCUAGUAGUUUGGGUGAUAAUGACCCUUAUCCUCGCGAUCCUCAACUUCAAGGUGCCUACGAGAGGGAGGAUAUGUGGGAUGAUGUCUCUCUUCAAGAUGCCUGGAAAAACUUCCGAGCGAGAGUCUUUAGCCUAUCCAUGUAGCCGCGUAGCGUGAUCCGAAUGUUACAGCUAUUUGUGUGAACGGCGCUGUGAAGCGUCGGGCGACCGGA